Etheostoma cragini (Arkansas darter) is the source of this 1725-nucleotide messenger RNA. RefSeq names its product tescalcin a (gene tesca). The record is from RefSeq and is a predicted model, not a curated record. The transcript has 8 exons. Bases 161 to 856 code for a protein of 231 amino acids. Lineage: Eukaryota; Metazoa; Chordata; Actinopteri; Perciformes; Percidae. Gene Ontology annotation, molecular function: calcium ion binding.
AGACAACAGGUCAUCUAUCCACAGGCUGCAUGGAUUUAGGACCUUGAGGAAGCCAGAUGUUCCCAGGACGCCAGCGGCAGCAGCCUAUAGCGCUGACCCGCAGAAAGCAUCGCGAUAAAUCCGCGGCAGCACAGAAAAGUUAAACUAGUUGAACCAGAUUAUGCGCCCUGACGCACCCCGCGGAACAGCAGCGAUGGGAGCUUCGCAGACACGCAACGAGCACAAGUACCACGACCUGGCGGAUAAAACUGGAUUUUCACUGGAGCAGAUUGAAAACCUGUACAAACGAUUCCAGCAGCUGAGUGAUAAUGAGGAGACAAUGAGUAGAGAACAAUUGGACAGCAUACCAUCCCUUGCCAACAACCCAAUCAAAGAGCAAAUUGUUGAAGCAUUCUUUGAUAAAAGGAACCAGCAUCAGAAUGAGGUGGGCUCCUGCGGGGAGAUUGGCUUUGAGCAGUUCCUCAUGGUCAUGUCCCACUUCCGCCCUCCAUCCUUGAAGACGACAGAGGAGGAGAAGCAAACUAUGAGAAAAGAGAAGCUUCGCUUCCUGUUCAACAUGCAUGACACAGACAAUGAUGGCAUCAUCACACUGGUGGAGUACAGGAAGGUAGUAGAAGAGCUUCUGUCAAAGAGUGGAAACAUCGAGCAGGAAGCUGCCAAGGCAAUAGCAGAUGCUGCCAUGUUGGAAGUGGCGAGCACAAAUGUGCCCCACAUGGCCCCAGAUGAUUUUUAUGAAGGAAUAACAUUCGAGCAUUUUGAACAGAUCUUAAAAGGGCUUGAAAUGGAGUCCAGGAUGCACAUUCGCUUUUUGGAUGUAGAUACACCAACAUUGCAUUGUGGGAAAUCAACCUCUUGAAGUUGUUCUUGUAAAGAAAUGUUUAUUGUUGUUGGUUUGUUUUUAACAGAGCCUCUACCAUCCUUAAAUGGAAUAAAGCCAAACACUUGCUGUGCACUAAUACAUUUUUUGGGAGGAAAAUAUUUAUAUUCCUAAUACCAUGUAAGAUUUGCUAACACUUUACUUGAAGGUAUCUACAUAAGAGUAAAAUGACACUGUCAAGAACACAUUAACCAUAACCCUAACCUGUCAGGACAAAACCGAAUGAUACUUACUAAAAGAAGCGUUAUGUCAAAUGUAUAUAACUUGUUUAUGACACGUUCAUGCCAGUGUCUCCACUCUUAUGUUGAUACCUUCAAGUAAAGUGUAACCAAAGAUUUUUAUACAAAUUAGUCUGACAAUAUGGUGGAAGGGUUGUUAAUGUGAUCCUACAAGUAGUGUCAGAUAGUUGCUAUAAAAUGUGUUUCCCAUCUAAUGCCACACAAUUUUUUUUUUUUAUGAGGUUUUAAACUAACACACUACCUCUGAAUUCUCCAAAACGUCAUGUAACCAGCAUGUAAUGUAAAGGGUGCUUUGUACUUUAGUUAAAUGGUUCAUGUGUUAGAUAAAGUCAGUCAUAUUCGGGGCUGCCGUGGCACCCAUAGGUCCUCUGUCAGUGCCAACAUCCAAAGAGUGGAACUGCAGGCACAUACCAGGCCUCUACUAACAGGUUUAAUUUCUGUGCCUGUGAGAUUCUGUGUAACCAACCACAACUGUUCUGCCUUUGAAAAUCUACUAUUUAUGACCACUUGCAAGUAAAUCUAACCCUUUCCUUGAGAUAUUUUAUUACUGAUUUUGCACCGAAUUGUUUUAAUGAAGGAAAUCUAUUAAAGACUGCAUGAUAAAACCAA